UUGCUAUAUUGAUAAGUUGUUUGCAAGAACUUCCUCCCCCCUCGUUUCUUACUCACCAUGCCUGAACUUUCCCCUAUAUCCCACACAUACACACUCUCACACACAGGGUCAUCUCUUAACUGGCAGAGAGCUGGUUGUAUGUCAGGCAGUUGUAAAGUGGAGAGCAUUGAGUACUAUGCGUACGCAGGUCUGGAGACUGGCUGUCUGUUUCAAGUUAAAUACUUACAAAAAUCAAAGGGACCAUCAUCUAAUUUUACAGGAGGUAGCAAAAGUUUGCAGGCAUAUGUAAAGUCUCCCAGUCCACAAAUAUUUGUAGGCUAAAUUACCUCUGCAAUGGCCUGUACAUUUACAGCACUAUUACAAAUAUGCUAACAGAUGCUAUUACAAACACCUAACAGCCACUGUUCAGAGGAUCAACCAUCUCCUCCAAUGGACCCGGAAACAGCAAGCACCUCAACAGGAAGUGAGGAGAUUCCUCAAUCAACCAAUAGUAAUCCCACAGACCAAUCACAAGUCAUUGAAGAAGCAGCCUCCAACUCUGUUCCAGUGCCUACUAAUAAGUCUGUUAGGCCCAGGUUUGGUGCAGGUGUUCAGGCUAAAGAGAGGCUUAAGUUUAUUUUGGGAGCUUCUGAGGAUAACUCCUCCGAUGACGAACCUUUGUUUGUGGGGCAGGGUGCCAGAUCUCAGCCCAAGGCACCACCCACCAUCAUAUCCGAAGCACCCCCUGUCCUGGCUCCUCCUUGCAGAUUGAGGCCUAGCAUGUCAGCCCCCCACCUGCUGAAAAAGGGCAAAGAACACAGAAAGAUGGAUGUGCCGAGAGACUUCACUGUAGCCUCUCCGGCUGAGUUUGUCACUCGUUUUGGUGGAAACCGCGUUAUAGACAAGGUGCUGAUUGCCAAUAAUGGCAUUGCUGCAGUUAAAUGCAUGCGUUCUAUUCGCCGCUGGUCCUAUGAGAUGUUCCGUAAUGAGAGAACCAUUCGCUUUGUGGUGAUGGUCACACCUGAAGACUUGAAAGCUAAUGCAGAAUAUAUUAAAAUGGCAGAUCACUAUGUGCCAGUCCCCGGGGGCCCAAAUAACAACAACUAUGCCAAUGUUGAGAUGAUAAUUGAUAUUGCCAAAAGGAUUCCAGUGCAGGCUGUAUGGGCUGGAUGGGGCCAUGCUUCUGAGAACCCCAAACUACCUGAGCUCCUCCAUAAAGCAGGGAUAUCUUUCUUAGGGCCAUCCAGUACAGCCAUGUGGGCAUUAGGAGAUAAGGUUGCAUCUUCCAUAGUAGCUCAGAGCGCAGACAUUCCCAUCCUACCCUGGAGCGGAACAGGCCUGAGGAUUGAAUGGGUAGAAGAAAAUCAAAGACAUGGUCACGUGAUCAGCGUUCCUCCUGAACUUUAUGAGCAGGGCUGUGUUAAAGAUGUGGAUGAAGGACUAGCGAGUGCUGAGGAGAUUGGCUACCCUGUAGUCAUCAAAGCUUCAGAGGGAGGGGGUGGAAAAGGCAUCAGAAAAGUGGAUAGUGCUGAAGACUUUCCCAGCUUCUUCAGACAGGUGCAGGCUGAGGUGCCAGGUUCACCGAUUUUCAUCAUGCAGCUAGCUGAGCAUGCACGCCACUUGGAGGUUCAGAUCCUGGCAGACCAGUAUGGUAACGCGAUCUCUCUGUUUGGAAGAGACUGCUCCAUCCAACGGCGCCACCAGAAGAUCAUAGAGGAAGCUCCUGCCACCAUCGCCUCCACCAGCACCUUUGAGCAAAUGGAGCGGUAUGCAGUGCGUCUGGCUAAAAUGGUGGGUUAUGUGAGUGCUGGUACGGUGGAGUAUCUGUUCUCAGAGGAUGGAAGUUUCCAUUUCCUGGAGUUGAACCCCCGGCUGCAGGUGGAGCACCCCUGCACUGAGAUUAUAGCUGACGUCAACCUUCCUGCUGCACAGCUACAGAUAGCGAUGGGAAUCCCUCUUUAUAGAAUUAAGGAUAUCCGUGUACUGUAUGGUGAAGCGCCAUGGGGAGAUACACCCAUUAACUUUGAGUCUCCAGACUACGUCCCCUGUCCAAGGGGACAUGUCAUAGCUGCACGCAUCACCAGUGAGAACCCAGAUGAGGGCUUCAAGCCAAGCUCAGGCACAGUUCAGGAGCUGAAUUUCCGUAGCAAUAAGAACGUGUGGGGCUACUUUAGUGUAGGAGCAACCGGAGGUCUACAUGAGUUUGCUGACUCUCAGUUUGGACACUGUUUCUCCUGGGGCGAGAAUCGAGAAGAGGCCAUCUCGAACAUGGUGAUGGCAAUGAAGGAGCUGUCAAUCAGGGGAGAUUUCAGGACCACAGUGGAAUACCUUAUUAAACUACUGGAAACAGAAUGUUUUAGGAACAAUGACAUCGAUACAGGCUGGCUGGACCACCUUAUUGCAGAGAAAGUACAGGCAGAGAGGCCAGACACAAUGUUAGGUGUGGUAUGCGGAGCUCUACAUGUUGCUGACGCCAGUUUCAGAGAGAGUAUGUCUGACUACCUGCAUUCACUGGAGAGGGGUCAGGUGUUACCUGCUGCUAGUCUGGUUAACACUGUGAAUGCUGACCUGAUCUAUGAAGGAGUCAAAUACUGCCUCAAGGUGGCCCGCCAGUCACCCAACACAUAUGUUAUCAUUAUGAACGGUUCAGAUAUCGAGGUUGAUGUCCAUAGACUCAGUGAUGGUGGUCUACUCCUUUCCUAUGGUGGCAGCAGCUACACAACCUACAUGAAGGAGGAAGUAGACAGCUACCGCGUUACAGUGGGCAACAAAACGUGUGUGUUUGAGAAGGAGCGAGACCCCACGGUGCUCAGGUCGCCCUCUGCUGGCAAGCUGUUGCAGUAUGUUGUGGAUGAUGCGUCUCAUGUUUUGGCUGGGCAAGCUUGUGCUGAGAUUGAGGUUAUGAAAAUGGUGAUGACCCUGCAUGUCCAGCAGUCUGGAUGCAUUCACUUUAUAAAAAGACCAGGAUCAGUUUUAGAGCCUGGCUGUGUAGUGGCUCGAAUGGACUUGGAUGACCCCAGCUGUAUUCAUCCGGUGAAGCCGAACACAAAGGUGUUACCUCCUCAGGAGCCUUUACCUAUUGUAGGGGAAAAGCUUCACCAGGUGUUCCACAAUGUUCUGGAGAACCUGGAUAAGAUUAUGGAUGGAUACUGUCUUCCAGAGCCAUACUUCAGCGAAAAACUGAAGAAGUGGGUGGGCACACUGAUGAAGACAGUGCGGGAUCCAUCUCUGCCUCUUCUUGAACUGCAGGAGAUCAUGACCAGCAUUGCGGGUCGUAUACCGAUUACUGUAGAGAAGGCAAUUCGAAAGGUCAUGGCACAGUACGCCAGUAACAUUACUUCUGUGCUCUGUCAGUUCCCCAGUCAAAGGAUAGCCAAUGUUCUUGACAGCCACGCUGCCACGCUCCAGAGAAAAGCAGAUCGAGAGGCUUUCUUCAUGAACACUCAGAGUAUUGUGCAGCUGGUUCAAAGAUACCGAAGUAGCAUUAGAGGCUAUAUGAAAUCAGUGGUGCUGGAUCUGCUAAGACGUUACCUUCAGGUGGAGAUGCAGUUUCAACAAGCUCACUAUGAUAAAUGUGUUAUCAACCUCAGAGAGCAGUAUAAGCCUGACAUGACUCCAGUACUGGAGUGCAUCUUCUCCCAUGCUCAGGUCUCCAAGAAGAACGUCUUAGUCACCAUGCUCAUAGACCAAUUGUGUGGGCGGGACCCUACUCUUGCUGACGAGCUCAUGGUGAUUUUAAAUGAGCUUACACAACUCAGUAAAAUGGAAAACUCUAAAGUGGCCCUUCGGGCCAGACAGGUGUUGAUUGCCUCUCAUUUACCUUCAUAUGAACUAAGACAUAACCAGGUGGAAUCCAUCUUUCUAUCAGCUAUUGAUAUGUAUGGGCAUCAGUUCUGUCCUGAGAACCUCAAGAAACUCAUCCUCUCUGAGACCUCUAUAUUUGACGUCUUGCCUAGUUUCUUCUACCACAACAACCGUGUGGUUUGCAUGGCAGCCUUAGAGGUGUAUGUACGAAGGGGCUACAUAGCUUAUGAGCUUAACAGCCUUCAGCAUCAUCAGCUGCAGGAUGGGACAUGUGCUGUGGACUUCCAGUUCAUGUUACCUACAUCCCACCCCAACAGAGGGAGCAGUCCUACUUUGAACAGAUUGUCUGUUCCAAUUAAUGGAUCGGGGGAGUUUGAGUCAAUGCGUCGACAGGACAGUGAACUCUUCCUGGAGGGGGAGCUGUCACCCCCCUGUCAGAGGAUGGGAGCCAUGGUCGCCUUCCAUAGCUUUGAUCACUUCAAGAGGUGUUUUGAUGAAGUGAUCUUCCGUUUUGCUGAUCCACUGUGUGAAAGCUCUCUGUUCUCUGAGGCCUAUUCUGGCUUUUGUGAUGAGGAGAACUGUAAGAACAAGAAGGAAAACCCCAUUCAUAUCAUAAAUGUGUCACUCAAACAAGCUGACACUGAAGAUGAUGAUGCUUUAGUCACGGCUUUCACAGCCUUUGCUCAGUCCAAAAAAGCUCUGCUCUUUGAGUAUGGAAUCAGAAGGGUCACAUUUUUAAUUGCACAAAAGCGAGAGUUCCCUAAGUUUUUCACCUUCAGGGCCAGAGAUGAAUUCCACGAGGACAGAAUCUACCGUAAUCUGGAGCCUGCUCUGGCAUUCCAGCUUGAGUUAAAUCGCAUGCGUAACUUUGAUCUGACGGCUGUGCCCUGUGCCAACCACAAGAUGCACUUGUAUCUGGGUGCUGCCCGUGUGGACGUGGGGGCAGAGGUCACCGACUAUCGUUUCUUCAUCAGAGCAAUUAUCCGUCACUCUGACCUCAUCACCAAGGAGGCCUCAUUUGAGUACCUGCAGAACGAAGGAGAGAGGCUGUUGCUAGAGGCAAUGGAUGAGCUGGAAGUGGCCUUCAGUAACACGCCCACUCGCACUGACUGCAGCCACAUCUUCCUCAACUUUGUGCCAACUGUUAUCAUGGACCCCUCUAAGAUAGAGGAGUCUGUCCGCUCUAUGGUGAUGCGGUAUGGCAGUCGUUUGUGGAAGCUGCGUGUGCUUCAGGCUGAGCUGAAGAUCAAUAUCCGUCUCACCACCACCGGAGAUGCCAUUCCCAUUCGCCUCUUCCUCACCAAUGAGUCUGGUUACUACCUGGACAUCAGCCUCUACAAGGAGGUCACUGACUCCACUACUGGACAGAUAAUGUUACAGUCAUAUGGCGACAAACAAGGUCCUCUGCACAGCAUGCUAAUCAACACUCCAUAUGUCACAAAAGACCUGCUGCAGGCCAAACGCUUCCAGGCUCAGACCCUUGGCACCACGUAUGUCUAUGAUUUCCCAGAGAUGUUCAGACAGGCUUUGUUUAAGAUUUGGGGCCCAGGAGACAGCUACCCUAAAGAUGUGUUGAUGUGUAAUGAACUGGUCCUGGAUUCUCAGGACAGACUUGUACAGAUGAACAGGCUACCUGGAGACAAUGAAGUUGGAAUGGUGGCAUUCCGGAUGAAGAUGAAAACUCCAGAGUACCCAGAGGGCCGGGAUAUUAUUGUUAUCUGUAAUGAUAUUACUUAUAUGAUUGGCUCAUUUGGACCUCACGAGGAUCAGCUGUUUUUACGGGCAUCGGAGCUGGCCAGAGAAGAGGGCAUUCCACGCAUCUACAUCUCAGCCAAUAGUGGAGCUCGAAUCGGCCUGGCAGAGGAGAUCCGCCACAUGUUUCAGGUGGCAUGGAUUGACCCUGAUGAUCCCUAUAAGGGUUUUAAGUACCUCUAUCUGACCCCUCAGGACUACACACGCAUUAGUUCCACUAACUCUGUGCACUGUCACCAUGUAGAAGAAGGAGGAGAGUCCAGGUACAUCAUCACAGACAUCAUUGGGAAGGAAGAGGGGCUUGGAGUGGAGAACCUGAGGGGUUCAGGCACUAUUGCUGGAGAAACUUCUCAGGCCUAUAAGGAGGUCAUCACCAUAAGCAUGGUCACAUGUCGUGCCAUAGGAAUUGGGGCAUAUCUUGUGCGUCUUGGGCAGAGAGUUAUUCAAGUGGAAAACUCCCACAUCAUCCUGACUGGGGCAGGAGCACUAAACAAGGUGCUGGGUCGAGAAGUCUACACCUCCAAUAACCAGCUCGGAGGGGUUCAGAUCAUGCACAACAAUGGAGUGACGCACACCAUCGUGCCUGAUGACUUUGAAGGGGUGUUUACCAUCCUACAGUGGCUUUCUUACAUGCCAAAGAACAAUCAAAGUCCAGUCCCGAUAAUGCCUUCCACCGAUCCAGUAGAUAGGCCGAUAGAUUUCAUUCCCACUAAAACCCCUUAUGAUCCUCGUUGGCUGCUCUGUGGACGACCCCAUCCCAUUUCGAAGGGAGUGUGGCAGAGUGGAUUCUUUGACCAUGGUACUUUUAUGGAGGUGAUGGCAGCCUGGGCUCAGACAGUGGUAGUGGGUCGAGCCAGGCUUGGUGGGAUUCCUCUUGGGGUUAUUGCUGUGGAGACCCGCACUGUUGAGGUUGCUAUUCCUGCAGACCCAGCCAACUUGGACUCGGAAGCCAGGCUCCUUCAGCAGGCUGGUCAGGUAUGGUUCCCAGACUCUGCCUAUAAAACUGCACAGGCAGUAGAGGAUUUUAACAGGGAAAAACUUCCACUUAUGGUGUUUGCUAACUGGAGAGGCUUCUCUGGAGGAAUGAAAGAUAUGUAUGACCAGGUCCUGAAGUUCGGUGCAUAUAUCGUUGAUGCUCUGCGAGAGUUCAGUCAGCCUGUACUUGUCUACAUCCCUCCCCAUGCUGAGCUGAGAGGGGGAUCAUGGGUCGUCAUUGACCCCACUAUCAACCUUCAACACAUGGAGCUCUAUGCAGAUCGAGAAAGCAGAGGGGGUGUUCUGGAGUCAGAGGGCACAGUGGAGAUAAAGUUCAGAAAGAAAGAUCUGCUGAAGACCAUGCAAAGGAUUGAUUCGGUGUCAUCCCGCCUGGCUGAGCAGCUUGGCAAGCCGGAUUUGUCCGUCCAGGAGCGUAAAGAUUUGGAGGCCAAACUGAAGUUCAGAGAGGAGUUCCUUCUUCCCAUCUAUCACCAGGUGGCUGUGCAAUUUGUGGACCUCCAUGAUACACCAGGGAGAAUGCAGGAAAAGGGUGUCAUCAUGGACAUUCUGGACUGGAAGAAUGCUAGGUCUUUCUUUUAUUGGCGUCUGCGGCGACUGCUGUUGGAGGAGGUGGUAAAGAAUGAAAUUGUGCUGGCCAACAAGGACCUGAGCAACGGACACAUUCAGUCCAUGCUGCGCCGCUGGUUUAUGGAGACAGAAGGGACAGUAAAAGCAUACCUGUGGGACAAUAACAAAGUGGUAGUAGAGUGGCUGGAAAACCAUCUCUCACAGCAGGAUGGAACACGUUCUGUCAUUAGAGAGAACAUCAAGUGCUUGAAAAGGGAUUACGCGCUCAAACACAUUCGCAGCUUAGUCCAGGCCAACCCAGAAGUUACUAUGGACUGCAUUAUCCACAUGGCACAGAACAUCACUCCCUCACAGAGAGCCAAAAUCUGCCACCUGCUGGCCACCAUGGACAACUCAACUACCAGCUAAUCUCAUCCAUUAAGUAACUCUUAAUAACGCAACACAUUCUUGUGCUACACUGAUAGUAAACAUACAGUAUGUCAUUAAGACAUAGCGGUACAUCUAAUAUGAUUUAACAACUUUUUGAAUAUUUUUAGUAAGUAAAGAGCCUUAAAAGGUAACCAAAAGCGAUUUAAUAAAUGUUUUGUUCUGUUUCUCAGGAUAAGGGCAUUGGUCCGUAACUUUAAACACGCACAGUUUCAAAUGUCAAGUGAUCAUGUAGUUCACUCAUCUUAGUGCACAGUUUCUGUGUGAUUCACAGUGGACAAUGUUAGGACAAAAUGUCUCACUUGAGCCCUAUAACAUUACUGCCAAGAGCGAAACCAGUAUAUACAUAGUAUAUCUUUGCUUCACAUUUGUGCCUUUUGUGUCAUUUAUGUGGAAAUAGCCGACAGAUGAAUGUGCAAUAAACUGAAAACACUGAAUAAUAGAAUUUAUGAUGUUUUAGGCUCACCAAUACAUGCUACGUGACACUUUCUCAGGAAAAUGUUCAAUAAUUAAACUAAAACUCAUUAUUAAAACUCUUUUAUUAGAGCAAAUUAACAGUAUUAUAACUAAAAUAAUCACUUUGCCUUUAGAAAAAAGCUUGUUUUGCAUGUGUGUAAAUACAGUAUCAGGGUAAGUCUUAAUAUCAACUUUAAUUACCAGUGUUUAACAAAUGGUUACCAUGAUUAGGCUAAUGCAACAUUAGAUUAAAGAUGAAUGCAAAUUCAAAUAUUUUGAUUAAUAUAUUUUACUGUAGUCAUGAAUUACUGAUCUGUAGAGUGUUAUAUAAUGUUUUUUAAUUACUUAUUAAUGAAAGUUAUUAUGUGUUAUCACUGGCUGUUCUACUGUCUGUUUUUUCUGGUUGGAUUUUGGUUGUGUCAUCGAAAUGAUGUCUCGUAAAGACUACUCCAUCCUAUGAUUAUUUUUAUUUUUUUGACUGCAGGAAAUACUUGUUUUUAUGAAUGCCAUGUGUGCUGGAUCUAUGAAUUGAUAAAUAUGUGUACCCACUGGUGCUGUGCUGUACACAAUAUUAGCUUCUGAAUUUUGUGUCUUUAAACCAUAAGUGAAAUUAAGACCAUAGAAACGGCUCUGAGUGCCUUUAUUGACUGUAUCAGGUUGUUUUUAAUAAGAAAAACUCUUAAUUAUGCAAUAUUAAAUAAUUUACAUUUAAGUUGUAGUCAUCUUUCCAAUUCCUAAUAAUUAUUUUUUGUUAAAGGAAUAUGGGUUGGGUCAUAUUUAUACUCAUGACUGAAAAAAGAUCAGUAGUAAAUAUAUACUUUUCUAGUGUGCUAGUUUUUUGUCUAUGCGUGCUGUAUUCUGUACACUCGACACUGUGACUGAGACAUGUUGACUGAAGUGUCUGAUAAAGACAUAUUAACAUUUUAUUUGAGUGGUAUGAAUAAAUACACAAUCAUUCUUUUUUUAAUAUUGUAAAAUUGUAUUGCUUGCAGUCAUUUGAAAUCUGUAGAUAUGUACAAUAAUAAUGAUUCAUGUCACCAUUUCUGCUCUUUUCAUAAAUAUAAAUAAUGAAACACAAAAAUUAAGAGCAUGUAUAGUGCCUAUCACAGUACAAAAAGGACACACAACUACAAUUACAAAGCUAACAGUUACAUUGACAAAAUAAGAAAACAAGUCUCUUUUAUGGUACAGCUUGGCGACCUACCCAUAGUCAUAAUUUCCAUUAUUUCUCCUGUUCCUUUAGUGUUGUGUAUAACUCAUCAGUUGGAUUAUGUUUAUUAGAAGAGCAACACUGCAGUUCCUAUUAAUGAUGUUUGGCAACAAUGCCAGUACAGCAAUCUGCACUGUACUGUUAUUAAAAAUUAUUCAACCCCUUCUGAGUCAUAUUCUCUUACGUGGCAAAUUGAAUAAAAACUUAAUGGCUGAUUUGGUCCCUUAAAUUCCACACGAGUCACUCAUGUAUAUAGACAAUGCUGUUAGCCAGCUGUAAAA
Molecule: messenger RNA, 9471 nt
Organism: Xyrauchen texanus (razorback sucker)
Lineage: Eukaryota; Metazoa; Chordata; Actinopteri; Cypriniformes; Catostomidae
Product: acetyl-CoA carboxylase 2-like
Exons: 54
Coding region: 376-7506 (2376 amino acids)
Biological process (GO): fatty acid biosynthetic process
Molecular function (GO): metal ion binding; acetyl-CoA carboxylase activity; ATP binding
Source: RefSeq, a predicted model, not a curated record